Molecule: messenger RNA, 1849 nt
Organism: Salmo salar (Atlantic salmon)
Lineage: Eukaryota; Metazoa; Chordata; Actinopteri; Salmoniformes; Salmonidae
Source: RefSeq, a predicted model, not a curated record
CAUUCGACAACUGAUCAACAACAUCCGGUUCAUCAGGUCAAAUAAAUAUUAUUUUCCGCAGUUGUAGUACAUUGAAAAUUGGGUAUUGUGAAUAUAUCAGUUUGAUUUCAGAUAAUGGUUAGUGCCGUAAACCCUAACCCAGCGCUUCCCUAACUCAGUCCAAGGGGUGAAUCAACUGUGUAGUGCUAGGUCAAAAAACAAAAUGUGCAACCCUUAGGGUCCCCAGGACCGAAUUUGGAAAAUGCUGCUCCCAACCUAACCUUAACCCGUAGCCUUCCCUUAAAAAAACAUUGAAGUUUGAAACUGCAGUCGACUUGGACGCAGUAUUUGUAGCAUACUGCAGGUAUACUGCACUCUAACUGCAGUUAUACUGCAGCCUUUUCUCGUAAGUGUUACUUUAACCGUUUGAAAUGUCAACGUCAUUGGGGUGACUUCAGCAUUGGGACGUCCCACGGAACCCGUUUAGACGUCAGAAAAUAGAUGAAUGCUGGCAUCUACUGGUUUAAUGAGGAGCACUAGAAAUUACAUUUUCUAGCAAGAGAAUUCAGCUUUCCCAACAUAAUCUGUCAAAGUGUUGUGACAUGGAAUCUACAUGGAAAAUACAUUGGAUUUGAAAAAAAAAAGUUGUUCUACUUUUCUUCGCCACCAUGGCCUACUUAUUGCCUUUACCUCCCUUAUCUCACCUCAUUUGCUCACAUUGUAUAUAGACUUAUUUUUCUACUGUAUUAUUGACUGUAUGUUUGUUUUACUCCAUGUGUAACUCCAUGUGUUGUAUGUGUCGAACUGCUUUGCUUUAUCUUGGCCAGGUCGCAGUUGUAAAUGAGAACUUGUUCUCAACUUGCCUACCUGGUUAAAUAAAGGUGAAAUAAAAAUAAAUGAAAUAAAACAGAGAUUUUCUGGAACAGUAACGUUUGUGAGAACCUAGAAGUUAACUAUGACCUCAUAUUAGAAUCCCAGCAAAAAACCUGAGAACUUGCACAGUGUAGACCUCAGGCCUAGUGGACCACUGGGUUUCCCCAAACUAUGGACAUGCAGGGUUUUUUGCAGGACAUGCAGGAGCAGAUGGGGAAACUGACAGACCUCCUAAAGGAUGAACGGCGGUCCCACCAGCACAGCUGCCGUGCACUGUUGGACGAAGCAGAGCGGAGAGCUGAGAGAGUUAGGCAGCAGCAUCAACAGGAGAUGGAGCAGCUAAUGCAGGCCCACAGAUCAGAGAUCAGUGCUUUGGUGACCCUCCAUACCAAGACUCUGGAGGGGGAGAAGGGCUGUGCAGAGGAGAGAUGUGCCCUGCUGGAGAAAGAUUAUGACUUCCUCAAAAGCUCCUUCCGCACCUACAAGGACAGUAUAUUUGAGGAGAUGCGUAGCAGCUGGCUAAGGAAGGAGAACAGCUGGAAAGAGGAGCAGGAAAAGCAUCUCAUGGACCAACUGAUGCAUUCACGUGAGCAGCUGAACAAAAGUGAACAGGAAAAGGAUAACCAAAGAAAGGCCUUUGAGGCAGAAAUAGCAGAACUCCAGGCCAGGUUUGAGGAGGAGAUACAGGUACUAGCUGGUGAGCUGAUAGAGAAGGAUGUAACCAUCAGUUUGUUGAGAACAGCUUAUCACCAGACACAAGAGCAACUGGAUGUGGUGACCUGUCGUAUGUCAGACGUCGGGAAAAACCCAAGCCAGCUCGAACCAAGACGCAUGUCAUGCGUCACACAAGAACCAACAGAGCCAUAGUGCAACUCAUGACCACACCAAUACAUGUUUGAACAUAUUUUUUAUUCUUCUGUCAUAGAAUUUGUCUUGGAUGUGUUAUAUGACAUGUGGUGUCAAGGAGUACACUGUGAUGUAUUGAAACAGCAGCAAC